AAAAUUUUAAGGAUAAGGAGAAACCGUCAAAAGAUAACGAUCAAAUCUUGAAUAGUUAUCAAAAAAACAUACUUUAUUUGUUAGUGACUAUAAAUUCUUAUAUGAACACUAUUACUGAUGAUGCUGGUGGAAUUAUAAAAUUCAGACCUAUUAAACAUUCUAAAACAAUAUAUAUUCCUGAUACUAUAGACCAUAGUUAUAUGAGAAAGUCAUUACAUGCAAUAGGAUUAAUUAGUGAUUUAGAUCAUAAAUAUGAUGAAGAUUAUGUGCUUACCAUGGAAAAAUUAAUUUCACCGUUUUCAAAUUUGCAAGCUAUUUUUAAUACUAUUUCUACUGAAAAAGCACAUGGUUCGGAUGAUUCAUAUAACAUUGAUUUGAUUAGAUUGUACCAUGAAAUAGAAACCGAAAAGGAUACAAAUCAAUCUGAACUAUCUAUUGAAGAUAAUAAAUCAGCAAUCCCUUCAAUCGAAACACAAAAAAAUUGGCUGAAUGAUUUAAUUUAUAAAAUGGAUAUUAAAAUUACUGAGUAUUCUAAGUUAGCCAUUGAAAAAAAUAAAGUAGAAGACAUUGAUCUAGACGAUUUAGAGAAAAAAAUGGGGUCAAUUCUAUUAGGAAUUAUAGACAGGAUUACGGAAAUCAGGACUCAUAAAGGAUUUAAAGAAUAUGAAAAUUUACAAAAGUAUAUUGAUGCUUUAAGAAUUCAGGGUGUUUGGAAUGCCAAACUAACUAUGCAAGCUUUUUUAUCAACUUUAUUAAUUUUUGGAAAUAUCUCAGAUACACAACAAUUGUGGAAUAAAAACUUCAAUACUAUGGUAGAGGACUUGGCUCAUAGAGGAGUUCUGGAUAAGUUAGUGCCUAAAAUUAAUAAUGAAGAAUUACCAGAUUUGGUCAUACAAGAACUAGAUUAUCAAUUUGUUCCUAAUGAUCUAACCAAGGCAAAUACUUUGAACGAAGGCCAAUAUGCAAUAUUCAAUGAAGUAUUAAAUCUUAUAAACUGCAACCAAAAAGGCAUACUUUUCGUGGAUGAGCCUGCUGGAA
This is a messenger RNA of Racocetra fulgida, 1038 nucleotides long. The record is from the annotation of a GenBank genome assembly. NCBI's taxonomy places the organism in Eukaryota, Fungi, Glomeromycota, Glomeromycetes, Diversisporales, Gigasporaceae.